AUGAGUUCCGAACAGCAGCCUACUGUGUCUAUGAUCAUGCCCCUACAACACACCAUCCUGACAUCAAUGAAACACAGUGACACAGAUUCAACAAUUGUAAAGGAUGUUAAAUCUGCUAUAGAGGCAAACUUUGAAGAGAGGUAUUCAGACCCAAGACUUCAACAGUUCCUGAAUGAGAGCACUGCCUUGGAUCCUAGGUUUAAGACUUUACCCCACCUGGAUGACAAAUCUCGGAAUGAGAUCUUUAAUUGUCUGGAGGAGAAAAUUUUGCAAGAGCACCCCACACAGUGCUCAAUAGCACAGAGAAUGGAGUGUUGUGACUCUGUCUCCAACAAUGGAGCGUCUGGCCCCCACACACAACAGCCUCCUGGGCUCUGCAGACCACUGGCCCCCAGUCCACUCCUGCUGGCCAGAGAUCAAGCCAUUCAUCGGAGCACAGUGAAUCUGUCCAAGCAGGGUGGACUAGUGGGGCAGGCUGAGGAGGAGAGACUUGCAGGGAGGCAUGAAGAAAGAGUUAGGGAAAAACAGGUAAAUGAAUGUUCAACUAGAGAGAUGUUAAAAGAAGCAACUGAGAAGGCAGAUGAGAAGGCAGUGGAGAAGGCAGAUGAAGAGGAAGAAUGUGAUGAUGUGGAGAGGCCUAUUGGAGAGAUCCUAUACCAGCCUGAUGGAUCUGCCUAUGUGAUGGAGAGUAGAAUUACUAGUGUUAAGCCCUCCUCCUCAUUAGGUGCCCCAUCCUCCAUUAGAGCCUGUUACAUUUCCUCAUUUGAAAGCCCCACUCCACAGAUUUUUCAUGUCUUCCAAUUGCAUAACCUCGACGAUGGUGAGGGUCUAGCUCUGGUGACCCGCCAAUCCAAAGAUAGUGCUCCUGACGUGGCAGGAUCAUCAGAGACAGAAGUGACAUGGUCCGGUCCAACCAAACACAUCCUGAUGUGCUUUCUGUGUCGGCUGUCCUUUGGCCGUACACACUCAUUUAGGGCUCAUGCUUCUCGGCAACACAAUAUCACCUUCAGUGAUGAAGAACAACAUCUGCUCUCAUUUAAACACACCUCUGCCAUCUUACAGCCUGCCGGCCCAGGCAAUCGGCCACUCCUCUGUUUCCUAGAACAAAAAAGGAAUUGUGAGUCUAUGGUACCAUUUAACCUGGAAUCUCUGACUUCUGGGAACAGCACAGAGGACACGGCAAGACUGAAAGAAAGUGAAGAGGCUCUGACCUCUAAGCCUGGACUCCCUCUCCUGCCCUGUUCACCCAGAACCUCCCCUGCUACCUCAGUACCAAGCCCUGCCAAAGACCUUUCAACCCUGGGAAGAGAGGGCACACAAAGGGGCAAGGAGGAUGAGAUAAGAAAGAAUGGAGGAAGUAGUGAGGUAAGAGAAAGGAGAUUGUGUUUAGAGGUAGGCAGCACUGUAGAUAAUGGUGCUCACAGUAUUAGCAGCAGUAGCGGACAAGAGCACAUUACUGAAGCUGCUCUGUCAAACCAAAGCAUUUCAAAACCCCCAAACUCUGUAACAACAGCAACCAGCUUUAUGAACAACACCAAAACCCUUUCAGACUCUGAGUCAGAGUGUGGAACUAGCUUUAACUGCCACGACCCUGCACCUGCUUUCCUUGUUGUGGUAAACCCAUCCACUGUCUCUUCUACAGAACAACUUGCCCACCAAGAGAGUGGCACAGCAACAGAACCAAAUGAUCAUUUAGAUAAAGGUAGCGCCAUAGCAAUGGAAUCUGCCGCCAGGUUGUCUGAAGAUAACAAACAUGUCACUCAUUGUGACCUGCCCAAUAAUCAUAGCCAUUCCACAUCGCCUACUCUAAGUCCAACCUUAACCCAGACUGGUCAGCCUACUCUUGAAGAAGGGCACCCAGACACGGCCUCUAGAGGAAGGUUGGUGGUGGCUGGUGAUGGAGGCUUCGUUGCAGCUGGAGACGAUGUCCAAGGAACAUCUUUCACUUUUGGCAUUCAAGCCACUCUGGUACACACCAGAAAUUCCUGCAAGACAUUGAAAUGUCCGAAAUGCAACUGGCACUACAAGUAUCAGCAAACUCUUGAGGCCCAUAUGAAGGAGAAGCACCCAGAGUCAGAGUCUGAACAGUGCCCAUACUGCAGCAGUGGGCAAAGCCACCCGCGCCUAGCAAGAGGUGAAACAUAUUCUUGCGGAUACAAGCCCUUCCGCUGCCAAGUCUGCCAAUAUUCCACCACCACCAAAGGCAACUUGAGCAUCCACAUGCAAUCGGACAAACACCUCAACAACAUGCAGAGCCUGCAGACGCAGUCACAUGCGCACAGCCCAGCAUCCCAGCCCAACCCUUUAACCCAUUCGCAUUCUACUCUCACUCAUCCCACCCAAGCCAACUCCCCCUCUCCAUCUAAGCUCCGAGGUCAUGCGUCGUGGCGGUGCGAAGUCUGUGACUAUGAAACCAAUGUGGCACGGAACCUCCGAAUCCACAUGACCAGUGAAAAGCACACACACAAUGUGCUUCUACUGCAGCAGAACCUGGCACACAUGCAACGUCAACGUAAGCACAAUGCCACUGAACUUUACCGUGUCUGCCAACCUCAGACUAAACUGCCCGAUGCCAUCACUCCUCUGUCCUGCAAUGAAAUCUCCUCACAGAAACUCUUUGAAUGCAUUCUAUGUUGCUGCUUUUCUUGUGACACUCUAGAGGAGCUAAGUCAACACCUGACCAUGCAGCGAUCAUUACCCAAUUCCUACUGGAGGAGCACAACCGGAGACACCCAUCAUUGUCGCCUUUGCCAUUAUGCAACACCUUUGCGGGCUAACUUCCAACUGCAUUGCCAGACAGACAAACACUUACAGCGCUACCAGCUAGCUGCACACCUUCGAGAAGCCAAUGGUCAACAUGGAAACAGCGAGGAGGAGGAGGAAGAAGAGUGGCGCCUCAGGUGUGUUGCUGCUGGAAGUCAAGUGCAGCUCAGGUGCAAUGCUUGUGACUACGAGGCGAGUAGUUUGGAGAAACUGAAGCUACACACCAUGAACUCCAGACAUGAGUCAAGCCUGAGACUAUAUAAGUAUUUGCAGCAACUGGAUGGAGAGGAGUCUGACGAUGUCUGGCUGCACUGUGUGCUGUGUGAUUUCUCCACUCAGAACAGCCUUUCUUUAGUGCAGCACUCCCAUUCAUUGAGCCACCAGAGAGGGGAGGGGCUGCUCAGACUACAGCGAAUCCAGAAGGGUCUGCAGGAUGGGGAGGAGCUUGGUGCCAUCUUUACAAUCCGAAAAAGCUCUGCUCAAGAAAAUGGAGAUCAGAAUGGAAUGGACUCUCCCACUGAGGCUAAACUUAGACAGGAAGACAGAAAUAUGAAUGGAGACAGAACGGAGAAAAAAUCAGAAGGAUUCAUUCAAAUGGAGGUGGAGCAAAAUGAGUCGUCUUGCAGUCCUCAGCAUCCGUCAUCUGGAUCUGACGAGUCAGCUGAGCCAUCUCCCUGCAAAUGGCCACGAAUACAGGAAGAGACGCGGCAGUGUCCAUUCUGUCAGUUCCAUCAUACUGAUAUUGAGCAUCUAAGGAGUCAUGUGAUGAACCAGCAUGCAGUUCAGCCAGUGGUCCACUGUCCACUGUGCCAAGACACACUGCACAGUAUUGCCCUCUUGUGUACCCACCUCACACAUCUGCACAGUGUCACUGCUGACUGCACUCAGAAGCUCAUCAACACGGUGAUUGCUUCAGAUGUGCUGCCAGAGAAGAUGUUUUUACCGGUGCACAAGCUGAUAAAUGCUAAUGAAACAAAGAGACUGGAUGAAAAUUCAGCCGAUGCUGAACCUGAGAUAGGUACAACACCUCACUUGGAUGCAGCUAAAAUCUAUAAACAACCAUCAGAAGAUGCAGAAUCCACAAAGGAGAACAAUGCUGCUUUUCCUUGUUGGCAGAAAGGCUGUAACAAAGUCUUUACAUCCUCAAGUGCACUCCAGACACACUUCAACCAGCUUCAUAGCCAGAAAUCUCCAACAGCAAUGUCUGAUCGGCACAUUUACAAGUACCGGUGCAAUCAAUGUAGCCUGGCAUUCAAAACCCCUGAAAAGUUGCAGAUGCAUUCUCGGUACCAUGCUAUCAGAGCUGCGACCAUGUGCUGCCUCUGUCAACGCAGUUUUCGUACAAUGCAGGCCCUCCGGAAACACUUUGAGACAAGCCACCUGGAGCUAAGUGAAACCCAGAUACAACAGCUUUACGGUGUUUUAAUGAUGAAGGGUGAGACCCUGAUCUGCGUAGACCAAACUUUUGAUGAAGAGGAAGGAUUACCAGAAGAACAUGGGAUGAAAGAUGAUGAAGAAUGUGAUUUGGAGGAAAAACUAAGUCCUACAGAAAAUGAUUCAAGUUUGGUUAAAGAUAAUGUUGAAUGUGACCCCAAACAGCCUGUUUUUCCUCUCAGAAAAGGUCCGAAUAUCACAUUGGAGAAAUUUUUGGAUCCGUCAAGGCCUUUUAAAUGUACGGUUUGCAAGGAAUCUUUCACCCAGAAGAAUAUUCUCUUGGUUCACUACAACUCUGUGUCACACUUACACAAACUUAAACGGUCUCUGCAGGACACGUCAACUGGCUUGCAAGAACCAGUUAACAAUGCAGACCAAAAACCAUUUAAAUGUAGUAUUUGCCAUGUAGCAUAUAGUCAGAGUUCAACCUUAGAGAUACAUAUGCGUUCUGUCUUGCACCAGACCAAAGCUCGUGCAUCCAAACUUGAUUCAUCUGCUUCUAGUUCUGAAUCUCUUGGCCCUACACCAGUCAAGGCAUUGUCCAACACUCCUGCAACCAUGAACAAUGCUUGUCUAAGCCAGCAAAAAAACAAUGAACUCAAAGGCAUACCUGCAAACCCAGACACCAGUCAUCUUUCAACAUCUGAUUUUAGAAACAAGUUGAUAAACAUGCUUGAUUCAGCUUCCAAGCAACAACAGAUUCAGUCAUUACAACAACAGCAGUUAGCCCAGGCUCAAGUCCAUCUCCAGCAAGAGCUCCAAAAAAAGGCUGUUCUUAAUCAGUCCCAUUUAUUCAAUCCUGCACUUUUACACCCUUUUCCUAUGGCAACAGAAGCUCUUCUUCCAGUACAGCAGCAACAGCAAUUGCUUCUUCCUUUUCUUAUUCCAGGAGGAGAGUUUCGCAUGAAUCCAGAGGUAAACCUUAAAGGUUCUGGGUUAAAUGCAAGCAAAAUAAAGCCUACUGUUAAUGAGGAUAUUGCGGAGUCAUCCAAAAAAGAUGUCCCAAAAUAUGGUUCUAAACGGAAACAAGAUGAAGAUAAAAUGGAUGAACAGAAACUUAACAAUGAUCUAACAUUUGAGAAGGAUGUAGAUGGACAAAACAGUAAUGAAGAAUCAAAGGAAAUCGAGAAUGUAGGCACCGGUGAAAAAACACAUGGUUCUAAAACUCAAGAAAAUGAAGACCUACACAAAGAGAUGUCAACCAGUGGGGAGGGUUUUGGUGAGUUUCUUCCACCCAGAAUAGCCCAUGAUGCAUCCGGGAUUGCUUCAAAGGCACUGCUUGAAAACAUUGGUUUUGAAUUAGUCAUGCAAUACAAUGAAGAUAAGCAAAGAUAUCAGAAAAAUCUUACUGAGCCAAUACCAAAUGGCAGGGAUUUGUCGGACACUGAAGAUGUGGGUCAUUCGGAAGAUAUGGAGAAGUUAGAGUGUGAGUCUUGUGGCAAGCUUUUUUCAAAUGCACUGAUAUUAAAGAGCCAUAAAGAGCAGAUUCAUCAUUCCAUAUUCCCUAUCAAGUCAUUGGAGAAAUUUGCUAAAGACUACAGGGAGCAAUACGACAAAAUCUUCCCAUUGAGACUUGCAACUUCAGAUGCUUCUCCUGUCUCAUCCCCUUCUCCUACCCCUCUUGUGAUUCCUAAUUCUUCAGUGCAGCAGCCACAGCCACAACAACCAGUACAACCAAUUAUUCCUGCCUCUACACUCAGUGCUACUCCUGCUACUGUCUCCAUUCCUCAAGUUAAGUCUCCAUUAGCUCAAAUUCCCUUACCCAUGGAACUACCACUCUUACCCCCACUCCUAAUACCUCCCAUACCUUUGCAAGGUUUAACUCCUCAGGUCCCUGUCCUUCUGCCCUCAGUGGAGGCUGGAUUGACUCCUGAUUUGUUGCAGUUUUAUCAACAGCAGUUAAAUCCAGCCAUGUUACAACAAAGUAAAAGGCCUCGAACCAGAAUCACAGAUGACCAGCUUAGAAUUCUGCGUCUGUAUUUUGAUAUCAACAAUUCUCCAAAUGAAGACCAAAUCCAUGAGAUGGCCAACAAAUCUGAUUUGCCACAUAAGGUCAUAAAGCACUGGUUUCGGAACACACUAUUCAAAGAACGUCAACGCAACAAGGAUUCUCCCUAUAACUUUAGUAACCCUCCUGUCACAACACUGGAGGAUAUAAAGGUGGAUUCUAGACCACCCUCUCCUGAACCACCAAGACAAGAGAUUUAUGGAAGUAAGAGGUCCUCAAGAACCAGGUUUACUUACUACCAGCUAAGAGUAUUGCAGGAUUUUUUUGAUGCCAAUGCAUACCCCAAAGAUGAUGAGUUUGAACAACUGUCCAACCUGCUUAACCUCUCUACACGCGUGAUUGUGGUGUGGUUUCAAAAUGCUAGACAGAAAGCUCGGAAGAAUUAUGAGAACCAAGGAGAAGGAGAGAAGGAUAGUGAACGUCGAGACCUAUCUAAUGACCGCUACUUUCGUACUUCCAACAACAAUUUCCAGUGUAAGAAAUGCAACAUAGUUUUUCAGUGCAUUUUUGAUCUUAUUAAUCACCAAAAAGAGCAGUGUUACAAAGAUGAUGAGGAAAUGCAGAAUGAUCUGAAUGAAACUGAAGUGGAUUUUAAGACUGAGUGUCAUAGUCCAGUAUCUGGACCCUCUUGCUUUACACAAGCAGCUUCUUGCUCAAGCCCCAGUUCAUCUGUGUCUAGUACUAAUGUGAAGUUCACUGAUUCUGCGCAUAUGGACACAAGUCUCACUGGAGAGCUUAAACAAACAAAUGAAGCAUCCUCUGACCCUAAACAGACUGUUAGUAUCAGCUCUGAGCUUGAGGAAUUAGAGAAAAGAAUGCAGCAGCCAAAGCCUCACUGUGAAGAGAACCAAAAUGUAAGCACAGAGAUUCCCUCUCACCCACCUCCUAAACAACAACAGAUUUCCUGCACAUCUGAAACAAGCCCAGCUCCAUCAAAGUGCUCCCAAACUAUAAUUAGUAAUUUGGAUAUUCCUUCAACAGAGCAACAACAGCAACAGAAACCAGCCCAGGAUAUGAGCCCUUACCACUGCAUCCAAUGCAAAUUGAGCUUCCCCUCAUUUGAACAUUGGCAAGAGCACCAGCAAAUGCACUUCCUUGCCCAAAGUUACUUUCCCACCCCACAGUUCCUAGACCAUCUUUUAGACAUGCCUCUUAUGCUGUUUGAUCCUGCUAAUCCUCUGCUUGCAAGGCAUCUGCUUUCAGGAACAAUUUCCCAGACAGUGGCAAAUCAACCCGCAGUGACCACCAUUCCCGAUUCAACCAUAAACUCUCUGAAGAGGAAACUUGAAGAGAAAGCAGGAUCAAGUUCUUUCGAAAAUGACUGGGAAAAUAAUGGGGAGGAACCCCAGCGAGACAAACGUAUGAGGACCACUAUAACACCUGAGCAGCUAGAGGUAUUAUAUCAGAAAUAUCUUUUGGACUCCAAUCCAACACGCAAGAUGCUUGACCAUAUCUCCAACGAGGUUGGUCUUAAGAAACGCGUGGUUCAAGUGUGGUUCCAAAACACACGAGCUCGAGAGAGGAAAGGCCAAUUUCGGGCACUGGGUCCAUCUAAAAUCCAUCGUCGCUGCCCAUUCUGUCGAGCUCUUUUUAAAGCACAGACUGCUCUUGCUGCCCAUAUACGUUCACGUCACUGGCAUGAAGCUAAGAAUGCAGGCUGUAGUAUGGCAAUUCCUAAUAUGACUCAAGAUCAGGAAGGUUCUCAAAUCAAAUCUGAACCCUUUGAUUUUGCCAAUUAUUCUCAGUUUUUGAACUCCACUGAUGACUCUCCAGUGUGCAAAAGCAUGGACCGGUCUUCACAUCAGCAGCGUCUGAGCCCAAAACCUUUUAUAGGUGAUGAUAUGGAAGAUUUUGAGAUGCCUUCUAUGUCAGUUUAUCAAAAUUUUGAACAAAGCAAGCUGAAUAACUGCGACACUAACACAAACACGACCCAUGACCAUACAACUGAUGAAGGACAUGACUCACUAGAGGCUACACAUGGCAGUAUUGACCACAUGUCUCCCAGCACUGAAAGAGAGGCUUCUUCUGAAAGUGAUGAAAAGAUGUCUUCUGGAUUGGUUAGCCCUUCAAUGAGCUUUAAUGCUAAAGAUUUUGAUAAUGAUUUAGUCUUGGAUUACAGUGAAAAUUCUAGCCUGGCUGAUCCAGCUUCACCAAGCCCUGGUAGCUCCAACAGUCAGAGCUUUGAUAAUGACAGACACAGUCAAAAACGCAACCGCACUCAGAUGACCAACCUGCAGGUGAAAGUGCUCAAAGCCUGCUUUAGUGACUAUAAAACCCCAACAAUGCUUGAAUGUAAAGCCUUGGGCAAUGACAUUGGACUUGCCAAGAGGGUUGUUCAGGUGUGGUUUCAGAAUGCUCGUGCAAAGGAGAAAAAGGCCAAGCUUAGCCUUGCAAAGCAAUUUGGCACAGAGAGUACUUCUAUUGAUAGACCUAAGACAGAGUGCACUCUUUGCUCUGUUAAAUACAGCAGCUGCUUGUCUAUUCGUGACCACGUACUCUCCCAGCAACAUCUUACUAAAGUUAAGGAGGCCCUGGGUGGCCAGAUGGAGAGAGACAAGGAAUAUUUAGGAUCAAUAUCUACUCGUCAGCUGAUGGCACAGCAAGAGGAGGAUCAUCUAAAAAAUACAAGUUAUAAUCUGGGAAUUGUCCAACCACAAAAUAUGCUGAGCUCAGUAGGCCUUAACCAAACUGCCCUUCAUUGUCUGAGCCAGUCUUCAAUGUACUCAAGUCUGCAGAUGCAGACCACUGCAAGCAUGCCAGGUGGUAGCAGCACAAUGACUGAAGAUUUUUCUUCCAUAAAAACAGAAGGUUCCAGGGACCCUCCUGUACAUGACCUGACUUGCAAGCCAACCACAACACCCUCUUCUGCCAUAUCAGCUAUGGAUGAUAAAGAUGUAAUUAGCACAACCAACUCUGUCUUGACCCCAAAGACCACAGAACAAGAAUUCCAGUUUCCAAAAGAAAAUGACACUGAGAGUAGCAGAAUUCCCGCAAACAAGCUUGACAGUACUCCAUUGGGAAAUUCAAAUCGUGCAAACUCUUCUCGCAAAAAUAAAGAAAAGUCAGACUCUUUCAGACCAACAGUAUCUACACCAAAUAAUGGAAGAGAGUGUGCCAUGGAUCCAACUCAGCUACAAGCUCUUCAUUCAGCAAUGAAAACAAACCACACUGCUCUGCUCCCUAGUCCCCUCCUGCCCUGUCUGAUGCCUGGCUUCCCUCCACUUUUUUCUCCCCAUAUUCCCACACCUAUGCCUGGAGGCCUCCUGCAGCCCAUGUUUGGCAUGGAUAGCAUGUUCCCAUAUGGUCCAGUCUUGCCACAGGCUCUGAUGGGGCUGUCCCCGGGCUCCAUUCUCCAGCAAUAUCAACAAAAUCUGCAGGGUGCACUGAUGCAACAAAGACUGCAGCUGCAACAGAAACAUUUAAUGCAGCUACCAGAGAAACCAAAACCUAGCCAAAUCUCCGCUCGCCUCAAUGCAGACGACACUGUUUCAUCCAAACAUGACAAGAAGCAAGGCCCGACCAAUAGCACAGAUUCCCCCUUCAUAAACGCUGUCAACACUAAGCAGCCAGAAGUGGACAAUAAUUUUCUUCUAAGCCACUGUAUUGUCUCCAAAACAGAAUGUAGAACAGAAGGCAAUGAUGGACAUCUUUAUGACUGUCUCGCCUGUGAGGUGUCUCUUCCUGGGAAUGCAGAGCUCAUCAAACAUCUGGAGUACCCUCAGCAUAUACAAAGAGUUACAGAGAGACUGAAUGCCAAAGAGCAUGCUUCUCCUCAAUUACCUCAUAUCAGUCCCUCAUCUACCUCUCAGUCAAACCCAUCCAGUGAACAGAGAUCUUCUACAACUGCCCAGUCUUCUUUAGGGACUCCUUCUGCAACCUCCAUCCCUAACCCAACCAAUUCUGACCAGCCCAAUAGACAUCUCCAAAGCUCACCGGCUUCUCCCUCACAUCAUGUUCUUUCGCCUUCAAAUGUAACCUCAAGCCUGGCAAGCCCUGCAAAGACUUGUCAUGUAAAACCAAUUGACUUGGUUUUGGACUUGGAUGGGCGUUGUGACAGCAACGAGUCAGAGGAGGGACAAGACUCAUCAUAAUAUAUUAGAGCAAGAGGUUUGAUGCCUUCUAUAACCAUUGUUUUUAUGGCUUGGACACAGUCUGAUAAAAGACUCCAAAAAAAAUUAAAAACAAGAGGAAAGUUACACAAAAUGUCUCCACUGUAGAUUACACUUGGGGAAAGCUAUGACCCAGAGUUAGUUUGGCAGACUGUUUUAAAAGGACUGAAUCCUGUAGGAUCCAACUUGCAUUAACAGAGCUUGUAACCAAAAACAAGUGUCAGUAGAAUGUUUUUUUCCAAUUUAAUAUGCUGGUUUUUAACUAAAACUUGAGUAUAAAGUGUUUGGAAACUAAAGGGUGCACAGCUAAAGACUGGUGAAGAACCUAAGAUGGUUUCAUGAUUACCUAACUAACCAAAAGUCUGUUUAUAAUGCAUACGUUAUAACAGACAUAAAACAUACAUAAAACACCCACACUAUUUUUGCCCUGUCAAGUGUUAAGAUAUUAUAUUAUUGGCUUAAUGAAGUUAUGUAAUGUAUCUUGAUGUUGUCUUCUCUCAGGUCAACAGCUCUCAAUUUUGUUCUGUUACAAGACAUACCAAUAGAAAAUAUACGAAGCCCAAAAGAAAUGUGUAAUGAAUGAAAGUGUCCAAUUCUGUUUUGUUUUGUUUUCAAAGUCCUGAAAUUGCAACUAAGCUAGUAGACGUUCUUUUUUUUCUUCUUCUUUUUUUCUUUCUUGGACAUGUACUUGUCCAGACACAAAGUGUAUUGCAGACUGUUGUAAAUUGUGGAAAAAUAUCAUUUAGCCUUUUUUCUUUUCGAAAAAAAAAAAAAAAAAAUUGUUAAUGGUAGAUACAUGUAUGAACAUUUUGGUGUUGCGUAGAUUGUUGGAUUCAAAUGACUUAAUUGUAUGGUAGGUUAAAACAAAUUUACAAAAUUACUUGCAUAUUUAACUUUUGUAUUGUCCCAGUCUAAGACACUUGAGGCUGUUAGGCAUGCUUAUAUUAAAACAUAGCAUUUACCCUCUAAUGCUGUUGAAAAUUGUCACUGUACAACCAACUUCCUCUCCUGCUCUGAGCCAGGUUGAAAGACCCUAUCUGUGUAUGAAUUAGAUCAAUGCACAUCUAUAAGAUAUUAUCUAUUUUUGUUGUCUUCUAAGCAGAACAUUUCGAUUGUGCACUUAUUUUUUUUUCUUCUUCUUCUUUUGCCUUGAAUACUGUAAUUUCACUUUUAAGGCAGUAGUUUUUUUUGUUUUAUUUCUCCUUCACUACAUGGUAUUGUAUUCCUUAACAUUUCUGCACUUGCCAUGACUAACAAUAAUUACAGUGAUGAUAUUAUGAAACAAUAAUAACUUACAGUAUUGCUUUAAUGGAAAAUCCAAAGAUAAAGUAGUCUUACCAUUGGUGCAUACAAAGGAUGUAAAAAAAACUUUAUACUUUAAAAAAUAUUACUGUUUUUAACGAAUGUUAAUUUUCAGAUGAUGGAGCCAGCUACGAGAAACUGUUUUAGCUAAUUUAUUAGAACAUUUCUGACCUCAUUUAUGAAACAACCAGAGAACCAAAAAUAAAAACAAAACAAAACAGAAAGCUUACUCUGAGGAUGUGGAACAGCACUGUUGUGCAGCCAUUGAGGUUUGUAUUAUAGAGGUGGAGAUUACAGUUUGCUUGUCUGUGUCUGGCCUUUCUUUUUGUCUGGUUAUCUCUUUUGAUUUUGUUUCUUCUCAUUUUUUUCUACUAAAUGUACUGGGUCUAAUUGUUGAGGAAAUAGAGUGUGCUGCUAAUGUAGGUUUGUACUAAGAUGCAUGCUUGAUUUUGCUUUUCGCUGAAGCUUUAAUGACAACCAUCAGUAACAACACACACUGUUCCUGUUCCACUGCAGUUGUGUCCACACAUGACUGUGAAGACUGUGACUCUCCAUGAACUACAUUAUGUUCCCCUCUUAGCCAACCAAUGUUGAAAACCAAUGAUGUUAUAUUUAUACAAAGUUUGCAUUCCAAAUAUCACAUUUGUCAUUUCAGUUGAUUUUGUUUUGUUUUCUUCAUUGUAUCCUACUUCUAAGGGGACUGUGACGUAUGCUCUCACUCCUGAGUCUGGACAUGCUGUGAGAGACUGUUUACUCUGCGUGUUCUUGGAAAUGUUAUUACUGUAGCGAUCGCCAAAUAAUGUAUGUUCAUGAUGCACUUGUGUUUAUUCAUGUGACUCACUGGGCUAAUGUCUCCUGUCCUCUUAUAUACAAGCGUUAAAAGUGAAUAAAAUCCUUUUAAAAAUC
Carassius carassius (crucian carp) is the source of this 12522-nucleotide messenger RNA. RefSeq names its product zinc finger homeobox protein 3-like. The record is from RefSeq and is a predicted model, not a curated record. Gene Ontology annotation, molecular function: RNA polymerase II cis-regulatory region sequence-specific DNA binding; zinc ion binding; DNA-binding transcription factor activity, RNA polymerase II-specific. Bases 1 to 10296 code for a protein of 3431 amino acids. The transcript is spliced from 9 exons. Gene Ontology annotation, biological process: brain development; regulation of transcription by RNA polymerase II; regulation of neuron differentiation. Lineage: Eukaryota; Metazoa; Chordata; Actinopteri; Cypriniformes; Cyprinidae. Gene Ontology annotation, cellular component: nucleus.